AUGGAAGCUCGUCCAUUUAUAGCAGUUUUGGGGUGUUUUCUGAUGUAUGUUGGUCUUGGUACACUACAUCUGUUUGGAAAUAUCACCCCUUAUUUAACGUCUUACCUCAGAAAAAGAGUUGAUAAUAACACAACAUAUGAAGAAACAACUUGGAUUAUCUACACAACUGAAUUUAUAAUGUCAUUCAUAUUCAUUGGAGUUUGGCUAGCUGAACGGAUUGGACAAAAGUCUACUAUCAUGAUUGGUACUGUUGUUUUCAGUUUUGGAAUAGCUGGAACUUAUUGGACUAUACAACAGAGCCUGGAAGCUACGCUUGCUACCCUUGGUGUAGUUUCUAAUCUUGGUUUUAUCUGUUGUUUUGGCUUACCAAUACCUGUAGCCAUGGAAUGGUUUCCCAAAAACAGGGGUCUUCUGGCAGGAAUAGUAUCUUCAGGGGCUGCCUUAACUCCAGUUCUAAUGAAUAACUUACAUACAUACUUUAUGAACCCUAAUAACCUUCAACCAGACGCUAAUGGGUAUUUUUACGACUCUGGAAUUUUGGAUCGUGUCCCUACACUGUUUCUCAUAAUGGGAGCUGCACAAGGUGGCAUUUUACUUAUUGGACUACUUCUGUACAAGAAACCUCCAUCAGAGAUACCUAUGUUCCCCUAUCCAGGAGAAUAA
Messenger RNA from Limulus polyphemus (Atlantic horseshoe crab), 663 nucleotides. RefSeq lists its product as uncharacterized. The coding region runs from base 1 to 663 and encodes 220 amino acids. Gene Ontology annotation, molecular function: transmembrane transporter activity. Gene Ontology annotation, biological process: transmembrane transport. NCBI's taxonomy places the organism in Eukaryota, Metazoa, Arthropoda, Merostomata, Xiphosura, Limulidae. The transcript is spliced from 5 exons. The record is from RefSeq and is a predicted model, not a curated record.